AGGAGACCAUGUUGCCAGACGUCACUUCCGUGCGCGGCCGUCGACGUCAGUGUCAGGCGCGCACAGCGGCGGUGCGGUUUUCUAUUAAAGUUAAAUCUCGGUUGGCUUUUGCGAGCUAUGGAGAGUGACUUUUAUCUGCGUUACUACGUGGGUCACAAGGGCAAGUUCGGCCACGAGUUUCUGGAGUUUGAGUUCCGACCCGACGGGAAAUUGAGAUAUGCCAACAACAGCAAUUACAAAAAUGAUGUCAUGAUCAGAAAAGAGGCCUAUGUACAUAAAAGUGUGAUGGAAGAACUGAAGAGAAUAAUCGAUGACAGUGAAAUCACCAAAGAGGAUGAUGCCUUGUGGCCUCCUCCUGACCGAGUUGGCCGGCAGGAGCUUGAAAUCGUCAUUGGAGAUGAACACAUUUCUUUCACAACCUCAAAAAUCGGUUCCCUUAUUGAUGUGAAUCAGUCCAAGGAUCCAGAAGGCUUACGAGUAUUUUAUUAUCUUGUCCAGGACCUGAAGUGUUUGGUCUUCAGUCUUAUUGGAUUACACUUCAAGAUUAAGCCAAUCUAGAUUGAAUAUUGGUGUGGACCUGAGGGGGUUGGGGGGAGUUGUUUUUAAUUCCCAUUAUCAGGAAAUUUUUGUGUAUAUCAGGGCAAUAUUUUUUAUAAACUAUAAAUGAUUGUCUUUAAUAAAUAUGUGAUAAAACCUAAUUUUAUUAUUUUGUAAAGACUCGAACAAGUG
Molecule: messenger RNA, 729 nt
Organism: Trichechus manatus latirostris (Florida manatee)
Lineage: Eukaryota; Metazoa; Chordata; Mammalia; Sirenia; Trichechidae
Gene: MAGOH
Product: mago homolog, exon junction complex subunit
Exons: 5
Coding region: 118-558 (146 amino acids)
Biological process (GO): RNA splicing
Cellular component (GO): catalytic step 2 spliceosome; nucleus; exon-exon junction complex
Source: RefSeq, a predicted model, not a curated record